This is a messenger RNA of Elgaria multicarinata webbii, 2530 nucleotides long. RefSeq names its product receptor activity modifying protein 3 (gene RAMP3). The record is from RefSeq and is a predicted model, not a curated record. The coding region runs from base 249 to 716 and encodes 155 amino acids. Gene Ontology annotation, molecular function: coreceptor activity. Gene Ontology annotation, cellular component: membrane; signaling receptor complex; cell surface. NCBI's taxonomy places the organism in Eukaryota, Metazoa, Chordata, Lepidosauria, Squamata, Anguidae. Gene Ontology annotation, biological process: receptor internalization; cellular response to hormone stimulus; calcium ion transport. The transcript has 4 exons.
AGAAGGGUGGGAUUUUGUGCAAGCCAGCGAGCCACCCACCCCCACCCCCAACGCCAAGUUCCUGCUCAGAACUUGAUGCUGUGGAUGAAACACAGGUCUCCUGCUAAGGAGUAGGACGGUCGUUGCAAGAUUUGGGGAGGGUUUGGGGUGCUUUCCCAAGUGCCCCCUUUCCGGACCCCCAUGUGCGCUGCAGCUGCUCCCCCAACCCACCCCCGGCUGAGCCGCUUCCAGCUCUCGAAAGCGUCAGGAUGGAAAUUCAUGCUUUCUGGCUGGUGCAACUUUUCCUCUUUGUGUUUUGGGUUAAUGGCUUAAUGACAAUCGGAUUAGCAGGUGCACAACAAGGAAUUGUCUGCAAUGAAUCCCUCAUGUUACAAAACUUGCCCAUGUGUGGGAAGUCCUUUGAAGAGAUGAUGCACAAGGUGGACUCUAAAAAAUGGUGCAAUCUAACAGAAUUUAUCCUGUAUUACAACAACUUUACCCUAUGUACAGAACACAAGGCUGUGACAGCAAAAUGUUUUUGGCCUAAUCCGCUUGCUGAGGGCUUCAUCACUGGAAUCCAUAGACAAUUCUUUUCAAACUGUACUUCAGAAAAAGUUCAUUGGGAAGAUCCACCGGAUAAAAUUCUGAUUACCCUGAUUUUCAUACCAGUUCUCCUGACAGCUGCCAUGAUCGGACUAGUUGUAUGGUGCAGCAAGAGAAGUGACAUUUUGGUGUAACUCGGCUUUCAUCGCCACUCUUUGUUCUAUUGCUUUGUUAUUUUUAUUUUCUUUCUUUUGUUGAGUCUGACUCACAGAAAAGAAUGAUAAAUUUUUAUACAUGAUAGGGUUCUAAGCUGUGUCAAGCAAUAAAGGGGAAAAUAUUUCUGUAGCCGCUCAAGCCUACUACCUACAGCCAUAACCGCUGCAACAAUAAUACAGAUAGUGUUUUGAAAGUGGACGCAAUGGUUGAUGAUCAUAUUUCUGGAAUGGAAGCCAUAUGGAGAGAACUGAAAACAUGAUUUGAAUCUGCUAUCUUCAACUACAGUUUGUUUUUCAAACUCAAGUGUUAAUCUGAGCUGAUGAACUAGUUUUUUUUUAACAUAACAUGUGCAUUGCUGAUCAGAUGUGAAUAUGUGCACAUGUACAUGUGUACACACACGCGUGCGCAAUCAUAUUUACCAUAGGGGUUGUUUCGGAAUUAAAUAUAAACAGUAGAGGCUUGUAAAUGAACUUUUGUGACUUAAACAGACCUUCUUCACCAAAGAGACAUAACUUGAGUCUUGCUGAAGAACAUUCAUUUCUUGUCCUUCUGUUUCCCAAAGUUGCAUAAACGUGCAAGUGCGUGUUAGAAAUGCUAGGAGAACAAAUGAUCAGUGAAUCAACACAACAUUGUUUUGGUUCUUCUCCAUACAAGGAAAUGGCCUUAAAGGAUCAAAAAUGGCCUUGGAAUUGGAAGCCUAUAGAAUGAUCUUCAGGAAGGAUGUAGGUUACUUUUUUAAAGCUGGAAAAAAGAAUGAGAGGAAAUUGGUCAACUAUGAAUUUGUCAAAGUGGCAAAGCAACUGUUAUAUCCCCACCCCCUUUAAAGUACCAUUUUUUAUUGUUAAUUAUAGGACCAUUUUGUCCCAGUGUGUUCCAAAAUCUGUUGUGCUUGCGAUAUGCUUUAAAUAGACAAAUCUAACAAUAAGGAAAUAUUGUAACUAUGUUAGUGCAGGUGCCUUUCAGAGUUUGUGUACUGGGAGAUGCUUUUCAUGUCAGGUAUUUGGAAAUGAACAUUCCAGACAGACUUGCAUGUGUAAGAUGGGAAAAUAAAUUUCCAUAAACAAAAGUCUUUACUAUGUGGGAAGCUGCAUCUUCGUUUUAAUGUAACAUGUGUCCCCCUGCCAAAAAACCCCAAUAGCUUACAGUAAAUUUCAAAUUUACCGCAUUUGAGGAGUCCUCCAAGCUGAACAUUCCACUCCAAAGUCUUUCAGUCAUAAACAUUUUUGUUUUCAUACCUCACCCAAUUAAAUAAAGCUAGAAUUGCUUACCAGCUGUCUGUUGUACAUACAGAAAAUGUGACUGUUAUCUGAGAUUUCCAUCUGGUGCUCAUGAUAUAACACCAUGUUGUGUACUGUACAUGAGAUGUGUGUCUCGGUCUAUGUUAACAUGAAAAUGCACUUUAUGUUACUGCUGUUUUUGUAUAAAGCGAUAUGGGGUACAAUUACCAAGUGCUCUUGUUGCAGCUUGACCUCUAUUCAGUUUAGCAGUGCUUGCAUACGGUUUCUACAAAUAACUCCAGCUAAUUUCCUUGCACAUUAGAGGAUUGCUUUUUGUAUCAGGGCUGAGAAACCGAAGAGGAAAAUCUGAUCAAGUUGCUACCUCUUCUCUAGAGCACCCAAGAAGGCCAAAGAUGUACCUUAAAUGGCAUUAUUUCCAAGUGCCAAUUUCAAGGUUUCUGGUUUCAUGAGGGAGAACAGAAAAUAAGGUUAUACAUUUUCCAGUUGUUGUAUGCACUAUGUACUUCUCUAAAAUCACAUUGUCUUGUCUACUAUGCUAAAGUGGGGAAAGACUG